Messenger RNA from Closterium sp. Yama58-4, 4433 nucleotides. Lineage: Eukaryota; Viridiplantae; Streptophyta; Zygnematophyceae; Desmidiales; Closteriaceae. The record is from the annotation of a GenBank genome assembly.
AUGAUCACCGUCGCAGCAGUCAUUCUCAUCGUUAUGCUCGCCAGACCGUCGCAUCCGACCAAUCAGAGCGGGUCAGACAUCACCAAGGGCACCACGGUCGGCCCGGCGGUUCAAGCGACAGAGCAUGUAGGUGAAAGAGCUCGCCUUUUCACGGAAGGGAAGAAGGGGCGCAGAGAGGCAGGUACGGGCAGUGGGAAGAAAGGGGAUGAGGAGGAGGGGGCGAAGGAGGAUGAAGAGGAGGAGAAGGAGGAGAAGGAGGGGAGAGAGGAAGAGGAGGCAAGGGAGGAGGAGGAGGGCUCGCAUGGCAGUGGAGAAGGAGCAAGGGAGGAGUACGAAGGGGCUGGCCCUGCAGAUGACAGUGGUGCUGGUGACAGUGCUGGAGACGGUGGUGGUGAUGUUGGUGGGGAGAGUGGCAGCAGCGGGGGUGGGGAGGCGGCUGGGGAGAGUGUGGGUUCGCCUGAGCAGCAGUCGAUUGCUGCCAAGGAAGUGAAAGCGGAGGCGGCAGCGGUGGCAGUGGACCCGGUGGGAGAGCCGAUAGACGUGGAGGGGUGUCGGGGGCGGGUGGUGUUCAUUCACAAGCUGGCUCAGGCGUACAACCGCGGGCUCGUGGAGCAGUGCGCCACGCUGCUGCCCUGGUUCUCCAUCUGCCCGCACUUCCAGAACGAUGGUUUGGGCAAUCGGAUUCGCAACAGCAAGCUGCUUCUACCCUCUGGCCGAUGGUUCGAGACGCACAUGUACGCCCUGGAGAUGGUGUUUCACUACCGCCUGCGCAAGGCAUACAAGUGCAUCACCAGCGACCCAGACAAAGCGGAUCUCUUCUUCAUCCCCUUCUACGCGUCGCUGGACGUCACCCGCUGGCACUUUGCCAAGAAUGCGUCUCUGGACGACCGGGACCGCAUGCACGAUGGGCUCGCCAAGUGGUUGAUGAGAAGGGAGCACUUCAAGAGGCGCAACGGAGCGGACCACUUCAUCGUGUUGGGACAGGGCUCGUGGGACUUCAGGCGGUCAGAGGGGUCGCAGUGGGGCAACCGCCUGCUGCUGCUGCCCGAGAUGAAGCACGUGACCAAGCUGGUGCUGGCAGCUAACCUGUGGGAAGAGACGGAAAUCGGCAUCCCCCCUCUCACCUUCUUCCACCCGCGCUGGGAGAAGGACUACAAGACAUGGCAGCGCAUAGCAGAGUCGCACCGACGCACGUCGCUGGCGGCGUUUGCAUCACUGAGAGACGCGUUCAGCAAGCACAACAAGGUGCUGGGGCGGCAGUGCAAGAAGGCCAAGGUGUGCCGAUACCUCGAGUGUGUGGAGGACAUCUGCACGCGCCCAGAGGUGCUCAUGGAUCUAUUCACCGAUGCUGCCUUCUGCCUCAUCCCAUCGGGCCACACUGGCGCCCGCAGAGCCGCCUUCGACGCCAUCGUGGCCGGCUGCAUCCCCGUCUUCCUCGACUCCUUUGUUCCCUCCCAGUACAAGUGGCACCUGCCCGCCAACAGCAGCACCUACUCGGUCACUCUGAGUGAGAAUGCGGUGCUGUCAGGGAGGGUUGACAUCAUGAAGGAGCUCCUGAAGAUUCCAGGAAAGGAGGUGCGGCGAAUGCGGUUGAAGAUCAUAAGGGAGGUGAUGCCAGCAGUGGUGUACAACCAUCCACGCAUGUACCCCAUGGAACACAAGCGAGAUGCCUUUGAUAUUGCCAUGGAGGAGGUGGGCUUUAAGAUGCAGUACCACUCGGAGCAGUCCUCGGGGCUCCCCCCGCACAAGAGCGGCAGCCGCCGGCGCGCAACGGUCGCAUCGGUAAGUCCGCUUGAGCUGCGCCUGCAGGAGUUUCACAUGGUCGGGGGAAGCGGAAUCGGGGGAGGCGGAAUCGGGGGAGGCGGAAUCGGGGGAAGCGCGAUUGAGCGCGGAAGCAGCAAACAUGUAGGGUCCGGCGUGGGUGUAGGGUUACCCGUUCGCAGUGCUUCGCCGCAAAGUGUCGCCAACCACGCGGAGUCGCCCGGGCACAUGUCGGACGGGCGCGGCUCCAGCAGCCACUCGAGCCACGAGGGGCGGCGGCGGCGGAAAUCGUCGGAUAACGUUGCCGUCGAGGCGCGGACCGCGUUGACCGGUCUUAGCCUUACCGGCUUAAGCGGCGGGUACGGGGCGGUCCCUACGGGCACGGGGAACAGCACGAGCGGCGGCGGGGGGCGAAGCAGAAGCGGCGCAAUUGGCAGCGCGGCGAGACAGCCGACGCUGGAGUCGAUGCGAAAUGGGGUUAACAACUGCAGCAACAGCAGCAGUAUCAAUAGCGUCGUCGACCCGCGAUUGCCGCUGGUUAAUACGCCGGACUCCAUACCGUCAGAUGCGGACAAGCCGCGCUUCCUUUCGAAGCCAGCCGCGAACGCGGCGCAAUUCACGCCGGGGAGCGCGGAGCUAGCGGCGGCGGCGGCGGCUUUGGCGGCCGCUGCCGGCGGAGUCGCGUACUGCAAGCCGCGGUACCAGUUCUGCCCGAAUUGCGGGUUUCAGCUGGUAGAAAACCCGAUAAUAGAGCCCAUCUUAAAGCCCAUUGUACCCGCUAUGGCGGAGGCAGAGACGGAUUCGGAACAAGACUGCGACGACGACGCGAGCGAGGUAUCUGUGCCACGUGUCAAAGCGCCGUUGGCGAACGCCAAGGCGAAAAGCAAGAAGGGGAAGAGCCGCACGGGGGGGGGAACUGUGGCGCACAGCCACGCGGAAAAGGAAAGGCCGCGCAGCAGACGGUCUUCCGCGGAUCAUAGCAGCAGCGGCGGGGGGGACUCCGACUUCGGCGGAACCGGCGGAGCGGGCGGAGCUUCCGCCGCCGCGGGGAGGGCGGGAAGCGACGCGGAAGAGCCGGGCGCGCGGAGGCCGCCCGCCGCGUUUCCCCCUUCCGCGUCUUCCGCGGGGAAGGAGAUCGAGGGGAGCCGCAUGGACCGCCUGAGGGCGCCGGAGGUGGGGCAGCGGCAGGUGCUCCGCCACAUGGAGAAGGGCGGCGGAGCGGGCGCGGGCGGCGGAAAGGGGCGCCAUCGGCGCAUCGGGAGCGUUGAUCACAACAUCUAUUCCGCCGCCAUGCCGCUCACGAAGGGGCGGCUGGCGGGCGGAGCGGGCGCAGCGGCGGGGAGGGAUCAGGGUUACGGGGGAUGGGCGGAAGCGGGCGCGGGCGCGGAUGCGGAGGGAGGAGGGAUGGGCGCGGGGCGCGCGGGAAUGAGGGGGAUAGCGUCCCCCGUUCAGGAGGAUGACGGGGAGGGGACGGAGCGCAGCUCGCCGACGGAAUCCGUCGCGUUUUCUGACGUGUCCGCGGCUACGGGGCGCGACGCGCCGGUUGGCAGCGCGAUAGGCGGCGCGAGCGCCGUCAGCGCCGCGAUUUCCGCCCACAGAAAGCGGCUCGGGAUUGGAGGAGACGGGGGGAGCGAGAGGGGGAGCGAGCGGGGGAGCGAGAGGGGGAGCGUGGCGGGUUCCCCCAGGGGGGAGCCUAGAGGCGCAGGGUCUCCGCGGAAAUCCGCUAUAGGGCUGAAGAAGCUGCAGCUAAGAGUGGAUAUCGGGGCAGAUGAUAGCGGGGAUGAGGGCAGGGAGAAGGGGGCGCACCGGCGCAUCUCGUCGUGGGUGGACGGCGGCAGCCUGCGGCACACAGACUUCAUCCUGCGCAAGCCGUACCGCGAUGUGACCGAGGUGUUUGACGUGCAAGAGGAGGAGCUGGGCGUGGGGCAGUUCGGGGUGAUCCGGUCGUGUGUCAAUAGGGUUACUGGCGCGCUGCUGGCAUGCAAGACCAUCAGCAAGGAGCGCAUUGUGUGUCCCGAGGACGCAGAGGACGUGCGGAAGGAGGUGCAGCUGAUGCAGCAGCUGAGGGGGCACCCCAACAUCAUCGACCUCUAUGAGACGUUUGAGGACAGCAAGCACGUGCACCUGGUGAUGGAGAUCUGCAAGGGCGGGGAGCUGUUUGAUCGCAUCAAGUUGAGGGGGCAGUACAGCGAGCGCAGCGCGGCGCUCGUGUGUCAGACGCUGGUCGAGGCGCUGCUGUACUGCCACUCCAACGGCAUCGCCCACCGCGACGUGAAGCCGGAGAACAUUCUCUUAAUGCACAAAGACGACGACACCAACAUAAAAGUCAUUGACUUUGGUGUCGCUACGCGGUUCAGGCAUGGCGAGCCUCUCACUGAGUUCGUUGGCACGCCCUACUACAUGGCUCCAGAGGUCCUCACCGGCUCGUACGGCCCUGAAUCAGAUAUCUGGUCGGCGGGGAUCGUCCUAUACAUUAUGUUGUGCGGCUUCCCGCCGUUCUGGGCGGCGAGCAACGAGGGCAUAUUCGAUGCGAUUCGGCGCAAGGAGGUGCAGUUCAAGUCUGCCAAGUGGCGCACUGUGAGCGAGGACGCCAAGGAGCUUAUAAAGAGGAUACUCGUUAAGGACCCCCGCAAGAGGAUCUCAGCGCUUGAACUGCUUGGUGAGUUCAAUGG